This is a messenger RNA of Vicugna pacos (alpaca), 2289 nucleotides long. NCBI's taxonomy places the organism in Eukaryota, Metazoa, Chordata, Mammalia, Artiodactyla, Camelidae. The record is from RefSeq and is a predicted model, not a curated record.
CGUGACCCAGGGAAAGGGCAGGAUGAGGGUCCCCGCCGCCCUCCCCAUUUGGGCCUGUGCGGCCCUCUGCCUGGCGUCCUGCUCAUCUGCCUUCUCCCCCGGGGCCGGCUCGGGGGCCUGUGUGGACAUGCAGCCCAAGCACAGCCCCGCACACCCUCAGAACCCGAGGACUCACCCCAUCACCCUUCUCACCGGCAGGUCUUCCUACUCACCAGGUGACACCGUUCCAGUGACUGUGAAGAGCAGUCGUGAUUUCAUGGGAUUUCUACUUCAGGCCCGAAGAGUGUCGGAUCAUCAAAUAGUCGGCGCUUUUGUUUUCAUUCCUCCUCAUUCCAAACUGAUGACUUGUUUUGAAGAGGCCAACAGUGUCACCCACUCGGACAAGUCCCGGAAGAGACACCUGUCAUUCGAGUGGCAGGCCCCCGCCCAGCCCGUGGGGGACAUCAGGUUCCUUUUAUCAGUCGUCCAGUCAUAUUUCGUUUACUGGGCAAGGAUUGAAUCAUCUAUUGUGUCUCAACAGACACACAGCAGAGCCCAUUCUGACAGCCACGUGGAGCCCGGCUCACGGAUGCCAACCCCCAGGCAGACGCCGGAGGGUAUGGAAGGAACCCCGCCAGCCCCAGUCCUCCCCUUCACUCCUUCUCAGCAGCGCACAGACGUCUCUGUUGCGACCUUACUCGGAGCCGCCGAAGAGGACAGCUUAGAUGCCGCUCCUGCCAGCAUCUGGGCGACCGAGUUUCCUGGGGGUCUGGAGACUCUGUUCCAACCAUCUUCACACACAGCUGCUGUAGCCAGCGAUGGCCAGCAACCCCGCGGGGACAGCAGCCCAACGCUAGAACCAUCCCUGGAUAUCCGUGGGCUGGAGAGGCUUGUGGCCCUUGGGAGAUUCUCUCCAGAGAGCCUUGCUUCCAGCCCUGGCCCUCACCACAGGCCUCAGAAUGACCUAAGCUUUGAUUCAUUGGAAACUUGCCUGCCCACGGACAGAGAGGAACAGGACAAGAUGAAGGCCUCUAAUAGGACCAUAAUGAGGCCUCCUCUGCGCACUGUCCAUCUUACCCAUCCUCGUCUCUGGUCCUCUGAAGCACUGACUGGGAAUGGGGCUGACCCUACAACCCCUGUCUUCCACACCCCUGCCACGUCCAGGCCACCCAUUGCCGGUGGCCAGUCAAAGGCAUCCAGGCCCUCUGCUAGCUUCUUGCCUCAGUCAAAGCACAAGGAGCGAAGAGUGGGGGAGGGCAACAGAGAAGCUGGCGUGGGACACCCCAGGAAGGGCAACCCAAGGCCUGAGGCUGGGCCAGAUGAAGCCAGUGCCCCUUCGGGGAUCCAGCUCCGGAUCCCGCAGCUGGGAAUCCUGCUUGGCCUUUCGGCCACCUUGGGCAUGGCCGUGGCCGUUGGCCUUCGCUACCUGUACACCCAGUAUUGCCACAGGCGGAUGGAAGUGUCCUUCAGGGAACCUACAGGGGAUGCGGUUGCCGGGAGUGAUGGUGGCGAGACUGCGCAUGUCAGGAGGGUGGGCGAGAGCAGCCUUGUUUGGGUUAAAGCGGAAUACGACAGCACCCCUCCCUCUGUGGGCAUCAGGAAAAUAAUCCUCUGAGAAGAGGGUGGUGCCAGGCCUCUCAGUGUCCCCCUUAGACCCCGUAGCGUCUCAGCCAGAACAGAGCUAAAGGGAAAAGCUGCCGAGGACAGAGAUUCACUGUGGCAGUUAGUACAGGAAGCAGCGAAAGGGCAGCUUUAUCAACAGAGGGAGUUCUUCCGAGCUUUGUUGUCUUAACAUCUGCAGUUUAGCUGCUUUUAUUUCGUUUCGCAAUUAGACCUUCUGUUUGAAGAGUUAAACUCAACACGAUGAAUAUUGUAUAACCUGCUCAUUAAGCAGACUCCCAUGGCCGCUAAGCUUCCUUUAUUGCCUUAAGGAACCUGCAGAAAUAGAACUUCUGUCCCACCUCAGUGUGUCAGCCUCAUCGCCUCGAACUCUUUGGGGGAAAAAAAAAGUAACGUUGGGGUUGUGUCUCUUGCAAAAAAAAAACAAACAAACGAAAAAGAAAUACAGCCCUCCCUUUGCCUCUCCAAGCCAACCCCAAAAGAAAUUUUGUUUUCCAGAGUUCAAAGCUGAUUUAGUCCACGGGGUGAGUGCAGGGGUGUUCAGUUUUCUUGGAAAACUCAGAAGCCUGGCGAAUCUGCCGUGGAAAUUGAUCGGAAGCCAGGAGGGUUUUAGAGAUCCCGAUGGCCCCACAUCUGUGGGGAAACAGACGUACAGCACGAAGCUAUAAACACCAAGUGGGGUAAGCAGGC